Molecule: messenger RNA, 901 nt
Organism: Arabidopsis thaliana (thale cress)
Lineage: Eukaryota; Viridiplantae; Streptophyta; Magnoliopsida; Brassicales; Brassicaceae
Product: Mediator complex, subunit Med10
Exons: 6
Coding region: 201-770 (189 amino acids)
Biological process (GO): regulation of transcription by RNA polymerase II
Cellular component (GO): nucleus; mediator complex
Molecular function (GO): transcription coregulator activity
Source: RefSeq, marked reviewed
GAUGAAGAAUGAAAUAAAAGUAUGAACGAAACAGAUACAAGAUAAUGAUAUUCCACGUCAGCAAAGUGUCCAAAUAUCUUCCGCUUCCCUGUCUUCGUCGGUCCCUUUUCGGUUUUCACGGUAAGGCUCGGAGGAAAACCUAAUUCGUCCGGAGAAUCUCCACCUCACUCUCGCCAAACGCAUCUCUGUUGUAGCUUGUGAUGGAUCCAACACAGAACACAAGUGCAGGGAUUGGUGGGAGCAAUGGUACAAUCAGAUAUCAAACCAAUGAUGGGACUUCAACUGUGACCGUUGCUGAUGAUUCAAAGGAGAAUCUUUCCCAAGUCAUAAACUCUAUUGAGAAAACUUUAGGAGUCCUUCAUCAGUUACACCUUACCGUCACUUCUUUCACACCCGCGUCUCAACUCCAUCUCCUCCAGCGCCUUAACUCUCUUGUGAUGGAGCUAGAUAACAUGACUAAGUUGUCUGAGAAAUGCAACAUUCAAAUCCCCAUGGAGGUUCUUAACUUGAUUGAUGAUGGGAAGAACCCGGAUGAGUUUACGAAAGAUGUUCUUAAUAGCUGCAUAGCUAGAAAUCAAGUUACUAAGGGCAAGACUGAUGCUUUUAAGGAUUUGAGAAAACAUAUUCUGGAGGAGCUUGAACAGAAUUUCCCUGAUGAAGUCGAUAUGUAUAGAGAAAUCCGUGCUAGUUCUGCUGCUGAAGCGAAACGGUUGGCGCAAUCGCAAAGUGUGUUACCAAAUGGGGAUGCAAAGGUCAAGAAUGAGCUAUAAGAGCCCAAAGGAUCCUUUUUAUGUUUACCUUGUACUCUUGUAGAAUAUAAUGACUGAGUCGAUGAAUGUGAUGUAACACGAACAAUCCCAAGUGGAAUUUCUAAUAAUAUCUGUUGGUUCUCUUCACCUGG